AAAUGACUAUCCUUGAUUUGAUUUGGGAUUAAAGCAAUAAGCCUUAUGAUCAUUAAUUUUCUGUAGAACUUGAAAAAGUAGUUAAAUUAUUUAUAUUUAGAGAUUCGAGUUAGUUUCGAUAGGGAUUUUUGUUGUCAAUGUGAUAUUAAGUAUUAUAAUUUAAACUUUAUAACGACGAAGAAUGUACCAAAAGAUUAAUUAGAUUAAUAAUACUUCAAAUUCAGUUUUUGAUGAUAGUUUCUAAUGUAAGAAAAUUUUAAAUUUUAAGUAUUUUCUUUAGAAAAAAAAAAAUUAGUUAUUGCUUUGGAAAUAAUUAAUAUUGUUUUAUUCUGGUUUUUAAUAAUGUCAUUAACUUCAGUUCUGAUAGGCUAUUCAGUUUUUAAUUUAAUUAAUAUUUGGUUGUGUGGAUUCUCUAUAUUUUUGUUAGGAAUAUUUGGGAUUUUAAUAUAAAUUGGUAGAUCUUCAAAGUUUUGGGAAAGUAAAUUUAAAACAAUUAAAAAUAUUAGAUUAGUCAUUUAAAAAAAGAUAUAUAAAUGCCGCACUUUAUUUUAAAUACAUUUUAGUAUUUCAAUUUAUUUCUGUUAUUUUUUUUUCAAUAUUCCUUCCGAUUGCUUUUCAAAAAGGAUGUCUAUGCGUAUAUAAUAGGGCAUAUGGGCUAGAUACCUUAUUUGAUCAAUAGUUUUCAACAGAAUGGACAAGAUCUCGAUGGUUGCCGGAUCGUGUAUGCCCUAAGGGAACUUUAUGUCAUAUAUAUGCUACAUUACCUGAGGAAACAUCGAAAGAAGUUUUUAUUAAUGUGCAUUCUGGAAGUGAUAUUGAAGAGUUGAAUGCAGAAGUUAAGUUUAAGGAAGAUAAAAUAAAUUUGAAAUGUGAUAAGAUACCAUUUCCCUCUUCUAUUGAAGAUAGAGGAUAAAGAAAUGUUUUUACAUGUUUUUUGACAGAUCUUAAACCCUAUACUCUUUAUGAUAUAGAUUUAAUCUAUUAAAACAAUGUCUUAAAUUCUACUAAAUACAGAACAAUAGCAGAAUAAAAUUCAAAUGAAGAUUUGAUUAUUUUAUUUGGAGGUGAUUGGGGUUAUUAAACAAAUGGAUUAAAAAUUGUUGAAUAAAUUAGUAAAGUAGAUCCAGAUGCUAUAUUGAUUGGAGGAGAUAUUGCUUAUGAUAAUGGUAAUAUUCAUUGUUAUUACUCAUUUGAUUUAUUAUUCUCAGCUUUUGAAUAACAAUAUCAAAAGGUUUAAAGAUUGAUUCCAUUCAUCUUUUCAGUUGGUAAUCAUGAUGUUGGAUUUGAUGACUAUUCUAAGUAUAAUCUAACAGUAUCUGAUGAAAAAGGACCUCUUUAUUUUACAUUUUUCCCUUAAAAAAAGUCUAUUAAUAAUACUGUUCUUCCAGUUAAAGAUAGAGUUACCUACAAUAUUUAAAAAAUGCAAAAUAUCUUACUCUUUGGUUUAGAUUCAGGUUAUUUAUAUCCUCAUAAUGGAAUUUAGUAUGAAUGGAUGAAAUCAAUUUUAAAUAAUUAAUCUUAUACAUAAUUGAGUAAAUUUGCUCAUUAUCAUGUACCUAUUUAUCCAACUUGUCAUUUCGAUGAUUCUUUUAUAAAUUCUUCUAUUAAUAAUGUUCAAGCAAGAGCUUUUUGGGUUCCUUUAUUUGAUUAGUUUGACUUUGUGGGUGCUUUUGAAAAUCAUGUUCAUUAAUAUAAAAGAACCUUUCCUUUAAAAGGUAACAAAAGAUCUGAAAAUGGAACUGUUUAUUUUGGUGAUGGUUCUAUGGGAGUCUUAAGUUUUACUUGUCCUGAGGUAUCUAAGACGUAUUUACCAAAUAAACCAUUUGAAAAUAUGUUCGAAACAGUAAACACAAAAGAUUGCGAUCAUUUUUGGGUAUUAAAAUCGUAUGGUAAAAAUCAUACAAUAGAAUUUAAUGCAUUUUAACCAGAUUAUACAUUUAUUUAAAAUAGUACAUAUAAAAAAGAAAAAAAAGUUAAAUAAGAUUUGUGA
This is a messenger RNA of Paramecium sonneborni, 1990 nucleotides long. NCBI's taxonomy places the organism in Eukaryota, Ciliophora, Oligohymenophorea, Peniculida, Parameciidae. The record is from the annotation of a GenBank genome assembly.